GUCGAUAUUAUUUGCCCUUUUGAUUGACUGCUUCUCCACACCCUAAACGAGCUUUUCUAACCGAGGGAUUUUCUCGGUCCAUUUGCAGCCGUUCGAUAUGGUUGGCGUUGUAAGUCAUUACAAUAUAAUGCGACGUAGAGGAUCCUUUCCAUGAACUCAAAUGCGGAUUGAAACCCAGAAACAAUUCGGUAACUCUAAAACCCUAAUCGGCCCGUCUCUUCCUCUCUCUCUCUUGUUCUCUCACAAAACAAGCAACCGCCCACCAGAAAAAAGGAUGAAUAAAGAGAGGUUGAUGAAAAUGGCUGGUGCGGUUCGCACCGGAGGAAAGGGGAGCAUGCGAAGAAAGAAGAAGGCUGUUCACAAAACAACCACCACAGAUGAUAAAAGGCUGCAGAGCACCUUGAAGAGAAUUGGGGUGAACACAAUUCCAGCUAUUGAAGAAGUAAACAUUUUCAAGGACGAUGUAGUUAUCCAAUUUGUAAAUCCAAAAGUUCAAGCUUCCAUUGCUGCUAACACUUGGGUCGUUAGCGGUUCUCCUCAAACAAAAAAAUUACAAGACAUUUUACCUGGUAUUAUUAACCAGCUGGGACCAGAUAACUUGGACAACCUGAGGAAGCUUGCAGAGCAGUUUCAAAAGCAGACACCGAAUUCUGGUGCUGGAGCAGCUCCAGAGGAUGAUGAUGAUGAUGAUGUUCCAGACCUGGUGGCGGGUGAGACAUUUGAAGCAGCAGCUGAAGAUGCUCGUGCUUCAUAGGCAUGCUGUUGCCCCUGCUCUCUAUAUCUUCUCAACUUCCAUGUUUGGUUUCCUUUUAAUUUAUUCUAUAGUUCUUCCUAGAUGAUUUCUGUUUUAUGCUUUCCUUCUCAUCUCAACUGGGCUGUUCUUUGACUUGCACUACUCCGUGACAAAGUUGAUAGAACCUGUUAUAAUGCUGUGAUUAAGGCCUGCAAAACUGUUGCUCUUUCGCAUGUACUAGAACUCUGAAAGGUUUUAUUGAGGAUAAAUUUUUUU
Molecule: messenger RNA, 1009 nt
Organism: Malania oleifera
Lineage: Eukaryota; Viridiplantae; Streptophyta; Magnoliopsida; Santalales; Ximeniaceae
Product: nascent polypeptide-associated complex subunit beta-like
Exons: 6
Coding region: 161-754 (197 amino acids)
Cellular component (GO): nascent polypeptide-associated complex; cytosol
Source: RefSeq, a predicted model, not a curated record